AGCACAUAACUGUUACGGUCACACCGGUACAGUGGUACCUCAUAGGUCCGGACCUGAUGUUUAAAAGCUAGUGGAAAUUUGGAACCCAUCAAUGGCAGUACACUGCUUCUCUUUGGAGGGAGAAAUCAGAAAUGGCGAGACAAUCAACAGUUCCGCUCAGAUGGGAGCACAAAAUUCUCCUAGUACUGGAAACCACAUUCAGAGCCCAUAAUUUGUCCUUCAUGGAUACAAUCUGGAAUUUUGAGCCGAUGAAUUUGAAGUGCUAUUCUUCCCUCCAAAGAGAAAGAAAAAGGCAAGAUGUGACUACAGUUUGCUCCAGAGAUGAUGUGAUCAGUGACCAUGCCAUCCAUCAUUCUGGCUCUGUCGUGAGAUCGAAAAUGCACGAUCUUUCAAGAGAGAAAAAAACCUGGAGAUGCAGGAAAUAAACAAUAAUUAUAAACAUUGGCACGGCCUGUCCAACUAACACUCUCAAGAUCUCAUCAAUAAUUCCACAAAAAUAUAAGCUAGAGACAGCCUGCACGAGGCCUACACAGUGCCCAUCUCCUGGAUAUAUAACAGGCGCGCAUUUCCCAGGCCAGACAGCUGCAAGUAGCUCAUAGCAAUACCACAGCACCAAUCCUCCUCCUCCUCGUCGUCGCUGCCGCCACUACCGCACCAUCACAAGAUGUUGCUGCUGAGGGCGGCGACGCCGUCCGCGUACGCGAAGGUGGACAAGGUGGACGCCGAGGAGGCGCGGCGGCUCAAGGCGCAGUUCCUGAUCCACAAGGUGCUGGAGCAGUCGACGGCGGUGAGGUCGAGGCCGCCGGCUCUAGCGAGGGUGAAGGCGAGGAUCGGCGUCCGGCUGAAGAAGAUCAGGCUCGCCGUCCGGAGCGUCAGGGUGCGUGCCUGCCGGAUCGUGCAGAGGCAUCUCAGGAACCUGAGGAGGCUCAUCGUGCACGGAGGACACGGGUCAGGGGAGCCUGCAGGGUCUCCUUCUCGUGCUUUCUGAGAGAAUUUCUUCUGCUGUUUUUGUUUUGGUUUUUGGAUGUAUGCUUGUGUGGAUCAAAGCAAUGGAUAAUAACAUCUGAGCUUUGCUGAGGGAAGCUCUGGAUGUGCCUGAUUAAUUAGGUGAUAGAUGUUAGAAUUAUUAGAGUCUAUUCAUGAAAUAAUUUUUAAUAAAUUUUAAAGAUCUAUAUUGUAGAUAUGUGGUCUAUA
Molecule: messenger RNA, 1194 nt
Organism: Phragmites australis (common reed)
Lineage: Eukaryota; Viridiplantae; Streptophyta; Magnoliopsida; Poales; Poaceae
Exons: 1
Coding region: 665-988 (107 amino acids)
Source: RefSeq, a predicted model, not a curated record